This is a messenger RNA of Cimex lectularius (bed bug), 1241 nucleotides long. Its product is annotated as platelet endothelial aggregation receptor 1-like. Gene Ontology annotation, molecular function: chitin binding. Bases 26 to 769 code for a protein of 247 amino acids. The record is from RefSeq and is a predicted model, not a curated record. Gene Ontology annotation, cellular component: extracellular region. The transcript has 4 exons. Lineage: Eukaryota; Metazoa; Arthropoda; Insecta; Hemiptera; Cimicidae.
GAUUCCAGGUGUCGCUGCUACGUUUAUGCAAGUAAGUUCGACUCUUUGCAUAGCAAAUUGUACCCUUGGCCCGGAUAACGUUCCUGACUGUUCGAUGAGCCGGGACGGGUGUUGUUCCCCGAACACGAUCGCCUGUUCCCACUUCUUCACUUGUUCGCACGGCCGUCUUCUAUCGGCGACGUGCCCGCCUGGUCACGGUUUCCAUGAGUCAUCAUUGAGGUGCAAGAGAGGUCACAGGUGCUACACGGAUUGUCCGAAGAGGUGUACGAACAGUUCAUGCACGGAAACCUGUUGCUCGCCUCAUCCGUACAAUUGCAAAUAUUACCACUCUUGCAAUGGAGACAGGUUCAGUCUUGGUCAGUGUCCUGAAGGAUAUAACUUUGACGAAUACGGUCUCGCUUGCGUUGAAGGAUACCAGUGCUAUCAGGACGAACCUGCACCUUGCCCGAAGUUCUGUACUUCUUCUUCGUGCAACGAGGACUGCUGCGGACCCUCGUCGUCCUGCGGUGUCGGUUACAUUGUCUGUCGAAACGGCAUUCUAACGAGGAUGUCGUGCUCGCAAAACACAAUGUUCAAUCUAAAAACAUUCGAAUGCGAUGAAGAAACAUUUUCCAAAUGUUUUACGGAAGGAGGAGAUUUCGUUCAACAGACAACUGAACAGGCGAAAAUUCUUGAAGGUCGAAGGUUGCUGUCUAAAGAAGAAUUUUUAUCUGCAAUUUACUCGGUUUAUAAAAUUGUGGGUGAAAAGUUUACAGCCGAAAUAAAUUGAACAUCUUUCAUUAAGUAACUGAUGCUUUAAAUAAAAUAAACUUGUCAUGCUUUCAAUUAGCUGUUGCGAUAUAAACCUAGCUGCAAUAAUAAGAAUAUAUAUUAGUAAAAUGGCAGAUUUCCUCGUUGAUGUUUCUUCUUCUUCUGCCAAUAUUUAUAUAUUUCAAAAAAUACAUAUCCUGACUAAAUUUAAACUGCUUCCGAAGUCGCCUUGAAUAAAACAUUAAGGCAUGAUGUAUUCCGAUCGAACGUAAGUUUAAUCUUUUUCACAACGUGGCUGCAUAUUUUAUGGGUAGAUAGAGAAAAUUAGAAUUCCCGUUGUGCAAAAACCUUUUUUUCAUUACACCGGCAUUGUUUAUAUUUUAAUAAAUUAAGAGGAUAAUAUUAUUAAAAAUGAAAUUAUUUUACCUUAUAUGACUGAAUUAUUGAUUUGAUUUGCUUUGAAAAAUGUUAAUCAUAUCGUAGACCUUAAA